This is a messenger RNA of Cheilinus undulatus (humphead wrasse), 3615 nucleotides long. Its product is annotated as alpha-N-acetylgalactosaminide alpha-2,6-sialyltransferase 2-like. The record is from RefSeq and is a predicted model, not a curated record. Gene Ontology annotation, molecular function: sialyltransferase activity. Bases 440 to 1858 code for a protein of 472 amino acids. NCBI's taxonomy places the organism in Eukaryota, Metazoa, Chordata, Actinopteri, Labriformes, Labridae. The transcript is spliced from 10 exons.
ACUUAGAGGAGCGUGUUUCUGCUAGAGCCAUCAGAGUGAAGAAAGAGGAUUCUCCGGAGGUGAGAGAACUUUCUAUCUAUGUGAGCUUUUAGUUUGAACCUUGAGGAGCUUUGUUUCUUUCAGACGGGAACACCAGAGUCGUCUGACUCUUAAAGGGAGAGACUUUGGUCAGGAUUGGUGAUAGUCUGAAGUAGGGCUGGGCAAAACAUCAAGCUCUUGACACAGGACACACGCUAUGCAGAGAAGAGGCCAAGACUGGAGUCCAGACCUGCUGGGGGCCAAAUAAACCUCAACACCAAGCCUCCUGAAGAGUGGCCCACCAGAAAGAGACAGAAGACGAUCCUGAGCAGGACUACAUCCUUGCCCUGCCUCCUCAUGUGCCUUAAGGUGGGGCGAAGAACAUCUCGUCACCAGGGUCCACGCACUCUUUGACAAAGGGAUGGCGCUGCGAAGGACGCUGCUGCUUGGCUUGGUGACCGCCAUUGGCCUCAUGUUUUUCUACAUCCUGUGCGUGAACCUGGAGGGGCCUCCAACCUGGUCUACAGUGCCCCUGAAAAACUUCCAGUUUUUCUCCCUGGGAGUAACCAGUGACUCACGAGGCGCUGAGGAGCCUCUUCUCAGAGACGGUGACCGGCUGACUUAUCCGCCCCCCUCCUCCAACUCUAACCUCACAGAUCAGCAUGAGAACACACGUGCAGAACGGAUUCCAACACCCCUAAACACUGAGCACAAACAAGCAGAAACCAACGCUCUGGAGGUCCCCAAGUCCAGUUCUGAUGAUGGCUCGGACAAAACCAGAACCAGGAUCAGUACCAAAGCCCCUGCAGUGAAGCUUCAGCAGCCCACAGAGGCAGUCAGGUCAAAAGAGCCUCCCCAUAUCGGAGACACCUACAUGAGUGAUGACAUCCCACCACAAACAGACUGCCCAGAUGGUAUCAGAAGUCAUGUCUCCGACACUGUAUUUGGGGCUCGGUUUCUGAAAAACAUUCCAGUCCUGCAGCGGGUCAAACACGCCACUUCUGAGCAGCACCAACGCCUGAGCCAUUACCCGGGAGCCCACGGCUGGAGCAACAUCGAUCACAUGACGCUGUUGGAAACUCUUGCUGCCCUUAACUCUUCUGCUAACUGGGGGAUGUUUGACGACUGGAGGGAUCGCAGCGAUAAAUCAGAGUGUAUUCGCUGUGCCGUGGUGGGGAACGGUGGGAUCCUGAAAGACUCAAAGAAAGGCGAAGAGAUCGACAGUCACCACUAUGUUUUCAGGACCAACGGGGCGAUAACUAAGGGUUUUGAGCAGGAUGUAGGGACUCGGACCACCCACUACACCUUCUCCACCAACACACUGAUGAACUCCUUCAGGAGCUACAAAGGUCUUGGCUAUAAAGGACCCCCUCAGUCAAAGGAAACACGGUACGUUUUCCUGCCAGAUCAUGACCGGGAUUACCUGAUGGUGAAGGCUGCAGCAACACAUACUCUGGUGGAGAGAGGGAAAGAGCAGGGAAAAGAUCCGACCCAAUACUUUGGAAAGGAUGUGUCAGCAGAGAAGCUGAAGCUGUAUCACCCUGAUUUCAUUCGCUACAUCAGAAACAGGUUCCUUCAUUCUAAAACUCUGGAUGGCAGAUACAAGAACCUUUACCGUCCCUCUACAGGAGCUGUAAUGCUGCUAGCUGCACUGCACACCUGUGACAAGGUCAGUGCGUAUGGCUUCAUUACUCCAGACUUCAGGAAGUACUCUUGCCACUACUACGACAGGGUCUUCAGCCCGCUGGUCUUCUACGCCAACCAUGACCUGAAGCUGGAGAUGAUCCUCUGGCAGCAGCUGCAUCAGGCAGGACUCAUAAAACUCUACAUGCACGAGUGAGUGACCAAGGAUGAUGACACGGGAGCCACGCAUGUUUAGCAUGGUAACAGGGAAUCCAAAAAUAACAGCCCUACCUACCCUGUCUCCAAAUGACUCUUCAUGACUCUCAGAAAUGAGCGGAACAAAAAAGAGGAAUUUAUUUCCAUGAAGGAAACAAGGGCUGUGUUUUUCUAACUGACUUCAGCUGUGGUUGGCAACGAUGGAGACUUAGUUCCACAUAUCAAAAAUGUAAAAACCCUUAUGAAAAAAACCUUUAUGAAUCCUGGAACCAUAUCCUGGUGGUCUGCAGGUCAAAGAGGUUAAACAAGACCAGUGUGAUUGAGAUUCUGAUCUUUGUUCUAACAUCAAAAAACACUACCAUGUAAUGCAAGCAAAAGUUAUGCUAUUCAAGUGCAGCUAGCAUUCUGUCAUGUAUUUUUGUUUGUCAAUAGCUGCCCUGCAUACCAAUGUCUGCCUCUUUAUAAGAUUUUCUUUCAAUGACACAUUUAGAUUUUCACAGGAAUAAUGCAUGACACUUAAUGAGAGAGAGUGCUGUCAGAUGGGGCCCCCUUAGGGGGGUUUCUGACUGUCACUGCAAAAUUUGCACAUUUUUAACCUCCCCUGCAGCUCAAAAGUUCUCUUGGCCCUAAGGGGCCUCCUACAGGCCUUAAGCCCUGAGCUACGUCUGCCUUGCCUGUUUAUAAGCAACACCUCAGUUAAAACCUCAAAUCUGCCUGAAAAUAGCACAAAGAUAUCAAAGCUGAAGUUUCCCUGUUUUGUCUCACUUUGCUAAGCAAGCACUAUCAGUAUUGAUAACAUUAACUUUUGAUCAAAAUCAGCCUGGCCCUCUGACCUCCAAAUCACCAUAACUGCUGUUUACUGGGAUGCCUUUAGAGCGGAUCAUACAAUCAGUCAAGGUGGAGUUUCUUUUGGUGUGCUGUAAAGGGACAAAAGUUCAAUUGCCCCCUGCUUAAAAUAUCCCGUCUCCUGCUCUAAAUAGAUGUCAGAGCACUGCAGGCAGUGGCCAAAGACGUUUACUCACAUUCUGUGCUCGCUCUGUCUUUGGGGAAGUUUACUGUGGGAGGCGACAAGCCCCACCAUGUGACGAUCAAUUAAAUGUAGUGUUUAGUUUAAGGGACUUAACUUAUUCUGUUUUUUAUUUUUUUAAGCACACAAGUGUACUUUAUUUUGAAAGGGUGUCACGCCGUGAUGAUUACAGCACUGUGGCUUUCAGUGCCUUUUUAAAUGUGAAUCAGUGGUUUGGAUGAAGCAUUGUGACUCAGGUGGGAGUUUCUGAGGUGAUUCAGGAAGGUUCCACAGCAACACGGACACAUUUGACAAAUCAGUGGCCUUAGCACUCUUAUCUGGAUUUACUGACAUUGACUUAUGGCUCUGUAACCUUCAUUUGAAACACCUGGACUCCUCUGAGCCGUGAUAGUGAAGAAACAGAGUUCACUCAGAUUUAGUAUCACCUGUCAUUCUUAAUGUCGGAUACUAAAUCUCUGUCUGAGAAAUAAGACAAGUUUUACUGUACAGACAACAAACUAUAGAUGUGACGUGGAAGAAAGAAUAAUGUAACCAAAGACACUACAAAUCAGGGAUUACUUGUAUUUAAAUGUCUAUUUUUUACUUUGAAACUAAAUCAAAGAGAUCAAGUCAUCUGUUUUCUAUUUUUACAAAGUGGAGAGGACAAGGAUAAGUGCAAUUUCUUACUAUGAUUUUGACCUUUUUAUAAAAAAAAAUCUGUUGAAAAUAAAACUGUCUUUUUAAAAUCUUAA